Molecule: messenger RNA, 1688 nt
Organism: Radiomyces spectabilis
Lineage: Eukaryota; Fungi; Mucoromycota; Mucoromycetes; Mucorales; Radiomycetaceae
Product: homoserine O-acetyltransferase
Exons: 4
Coding region: 133-1485 (450 amino acids)
Biological process (GO): L-homoserine metabolic process
Molecular function (GO): homoserine O-acetyltransferase activity
Source: RefSeq, a predicted model, not a curated record
UGUCAUUGGAUGACCAAAAAAGAUCGUGGCCAUUCAAAUUCGCUCUUUAUCUCCUGUAAACCUUUAUCGAUUUUUUUCCCUUCCCAAACGUCAAAUAAAGCUUGGCUGCUCGCAUAAAACCACUUGCCAUCUAUGUACUCAACGUAUGACGGUGACCAACUUGCUCCGCCCUUGGCCAAAAACCGUUUGGCCAAGCUCAUUCCCGAUCAGAAUAUAACCGUCAUUCCCGAAUUCACACUCGAGUCCGGUGUCACCCUCAAGGACGUACCUGUCGCAUGGAAAUCAUGGGGAAAAUUAAAUGAACAAGCUGAUAACUGCAUGGUUAUCUGCCACGCGUUAACUGGAAGUGCCGAUGUGGAGGAUUGGUGGGGACCAUUGAUGGGGCCCCGACGAGCGUUUGAUCCUACGAAAUUUUUCAUUGUUUGUUGCAAUGUGAUGGGUUCUCCUUACGGUUCUGCUUCGCCACUCACUAUCAACACCGAUACCGACGAACGUUACGGACCUGAAUUCCCACUGGCCAGUGUCCGAGAUGACGUGCGUCUGCAUCGUCUGAUUCUCGAUCAUUUAGGCGUCAAACAAGUGGCUAUUUGUAUUGGAGGAUCCAUGGGUGGCAUGCAGGUACUUGAAUGGGCAUUCAUGGGAAAGGACUAUGUGCGCACCAUCGUCCCGAUUGCUACUUCUGGUCGUCAUUCAGCCUGGGGUAUCAGCUGGGGUGAAGCCCAACGACAAUCCAUCUACAGUGAUCCCAAUUACGGGGAUGGCUAUUACACGGAUGAAUUGCCACCUAACGUAGGUUUGGCAGCGGCUCGCAUGUCGGCUCUGCUUACCUAUCGAUCACGGAAUUCCUUCGAGUCUCGAUUUGGCCGCAAAUCCGCCGAUAAAAAGUACCAGACCGCUCGACCUUCUUCGCCUCGCGAAGCUUAUCGCAUGAUUCACAAUGACGGCCAUAAAAGUACCAGUCCGCCUGCCGCGCCUGCCAUUGGCAGCGAUCACACCACCAUUAACGACCCUCCCAUGCCCACCCCUUUUGUAUUCUCCGCUCAAUCUUAUCUGCGUUAUCAGGGUGACAAAUUCAUUAACCGCUUUGACGCCAACUGUUACAUUGCAUUGACGCGUAAGAUGGAUUCUCACGAUUUAUCGCGGGCACGGGAAGGGGCUUACGAAGACAUUUUGGCGUCUGUACAACAACCCACUUUAGUCAUCGGCAUUGAAUCCGACGGCCUAUUCACGAUUUCGGAACAGUAUGAGCUGGCAGAAAAUAUCCCCGACGCGGAAAUGAUUGUCAUUCAAUCGCCCGAUGGUCAUGACGGUUUCUUACUGGAGUUUGAUCAAAUCAACCGACAUUUACUCUCCUUUAUCCAACGUGUCUUGCCGGAAUUGUACCAGCACAGUGUUAUUAGUGAAUCCGAAAUGGAAGAACAGGAGUUGAAGGCGACCAAGACCAGUUUGUUUGGUGAAGCCGAAGUCGAUAUUACACAGUGGUAGAAGAAAAUUGUUUCUUCCGUUGUAAUUUUGAAUCUCUUGCACCAUUCCCUUUUUAAUCCCUGUAACUGUUAGAAUUUUUAAUUUAUUCGUUGUUUCUUUUCUUUUUCACUCAUGUUUUCAAAAAUUGUACGAUAGUAAAAAAAAAUGUUCCACCCUUCCAUCCUCCAUACGCUAUGGAUGUUGUCGUUUCUUCCAAUUGCACU